Molecule: messenger RNA, 2219 nt
Organism: Nilaparvata lugens (brown planthopper)
Lineage: Eukaryota; Metazoa; Arthropoda; Insecta; Hemiptera; Delphacidae
Gene: spn-A
Product: DNA repair protein RAD51 homolog 1
Exons: 8
Coding region: 273-1304 (343 amino acids)
Biological process (GO): chromosome organization involved in meiotic cell cycle; mitotic recombination-dependent replication fork processing; DNA strand invasion
Cellular component (GO): condensed nuclear chromosome
Molecular function (GO): ATP hydrolysis activity; double-stranded DNA binding; DNA strand exchange activity
Source: RefSeq, a predicted model, not a curated record
GGGAAUAUCAUGCCAUGUUUUCAUGUUGGUUGUUGGAUCGUUUUGUUGGCUGAUUCUGUUUCUGUUGCAUGUAAUUUGUGUAUUUUGUGUUUUGUUUUAAUAUUAUAGAUCCCUUGAAAUCUUGAGUGCUGCGGUUGAAUUUUUUGAUUUAUAAAUGUGUUUUUAAAUAAAUAAUUCCCGCAUAUUGUACUGAAAAGACAGCUGCUUUUAUUGUGGUUGAACAGUUGAACUUCUUCAACAAUAGCCUUUAGCCUAUUGUGCAAAGUAUAAACAUGGCUGCGAUGACAGCGUCAUUAUCUUCCAGUCGAGUUGUGGCCGCUGCAGAGGAAGAGCUUGAUGAAAGUGGACCACAACUGAUCAAGAAGUUGGAGAGCCAAGGAAUCACCACAGCUGACUUGAAAAAACUUGUGGAGGCUGGAUACCACACAGUCGAAGCCGUAGCGUUUGCUCCCAAAAAAGACCUCAUCACUAUUAAAGGCAUCAGUGAAGCUAAAGCUGAUAAGAUACUGACUGAAGCUGUAAAAUUGGUUCCGAUGGGCUUCACUACAGCGACAGAAUUCCAUCAGAAGAGAUCGGAAAUAAUCCAACUGACUACUGGAUCGAAAGAACUGGACCGACUACUGGCCGGUGGAAUAGAAACAGGAUCGAUAACAGAAAUAUUUGGUGAAUUUCGCACCGGCAAAACUCAAAUCUGUCACACACUAGCUGUCACUUGUCAGUUGCCGAUAGAGCAGGGCGGUGGCGAGGGUAAGUGCCUCUACAUCGAUACAGAAGGCACGUUCAGACCUGAGCGGCUGUUGGCUGUUGCCGAGCGCUACAAACUGACCGGCAGUGAUGUGCUCGACAACGUUGCUUAUGCGCGCGCAUACAACUCUGAUCAUCAGACCAAUCUGCUGCUCACUGCGUCCGCUAUGAUGGCUGAAUCCAGAUACGCUUUGCUGAUAGUGGAUAGUGCGAUGGCUCUGUACAGAACCGACUACUCUGGCCGAGGGGAGCUCAGUGCCCGACAAAUUCAUCUCGCAAGAUUUUUGCGAAUGCUCUUGAGGCUUGCUGAUGAGUUUGGCGUUGCUGUUGUGAUAACCAACCAAGUUGUGGCCCAAGUUGACGGGGCUGCCAUGUUUGCAGCCGACCCAAAAAAGCCUAUUGGUGGAAAUAUCAUGGCGCAUUCUUCAACAACCAGACUUUAUCUUCGAAAAGGAAGAGGAGAGACAAGAAUCUGCAAAAUAUACGAUUCGCCAUGUUUGCCAGAAUCAGAAGCCAUGUUUUCAAUCAAUGCCGACGGGGUGGGUGACCCCAAAGAAUAGCAGUCCUCAUCAUGCGCAUGCGUCAUUCGGCAAUGUAUAGUUUUUAAUUUUAGUUGUUUGAUUUUGUAUUUUAUCAAAUAUUAAUUUUGUAUUUUGACAAUGUAUCAUGUACAGCGUCUAAACUUAUUUAUAUAAUAUUGUUGAGUAUUGUUAAAAUUAGUGUUUCAGUCAGUUUAUUUGUAUCUCGAAAUUUUCUCUUGGGUUACUACAGCAUAUACUGUGAACUCACCUAUUUUGUUUAUCAAAUUUUUUGAAAAAUUUGCAGCUUCAUGUACAGCGUCUAAACUUAUUUAUAUAAUAUUGUUGAGUAUUGUUAAAAUUAGUGUUUCAGUCAGUUUAUUUGUAUCUCGAAAUUUUCUCUUGGGCUACUACAGCAUAUACUGUGAACUCACCUAUUUUGUUUAUCAAAUUUUUUGAAAAAUUUGCAGCUUGAAUUUAUGUUUGUAGACGUUUAUUUAUGUGGUUAAUGUAUAGCUGAGCUGACAUAAAAAAGUCUCCAUUUAUUAUAAUGUGUUUGAGAGGCUCGAAAUUGCUCUAAUAAUAUGUAUGUUAUAAUAGUCAAUAGUCAGUAGGAUUGAACAGAUAAACUUUUCUAUGUCAUAUUUAGUUUAUUAGUUAAAUUCUUCUAAAGUUUGUUCUUCUUUCGGCUGUAGUUUUCGAAAUUUAAUUUCUCUAUGACUCAGUCAUUGGACUGUCAUUUUUUAGGAAUAGGUAAUUUAUGAGACAGAGAUUUAUAAUUAUUUUUGUACUCUGUUGUUAGUAUUGAAUAUUUGUCUGACCAUACCAUUUAUCAAGGCCCAAACACAAGCUGAAGGGACUUGUGUUAUUGACCAUGAAAAUAAAGUUUAUAUAAGAUAUUUCUUAUUCAGGAUUCCAUUAUCUUGUGGGUCAUUGCUUCCUUUUUGUAUUCAAAUA